Molecule: messenger RNA, 7490 nt
Organism: Photinus pyralis (common eastern firefly)
Lineage: Eukaryota; Metazoa; Arthropoda; Insecta; Coleoptera; Lampyridae
Product: dynein regulatory complex protein 8-like
Exons: 5
Coding region: 2113-2595 (160 amino acids)
Molecular function (GO): calcium ion binding
Source: RefSeq, a predicted model, not a curated record
UGAGCCACCGCCAAAAUCACCUGUUGAAAUUUUUUUGUAACUUGGAAAUAUUGCAUUUAGAGUUAUAUUUAUAGUUUUUACUUUGUUCUUAUGCUUGUGUUUAAGUUGUAUUCAGCCACUUUGAUAUCGGGUAAAGUAUUUUAUGUAAUUAGUUCAAUCUGUUUACUUAUUUACUAAUAUGUACCUACCUUUGUGAAUUGUGCAACUUUGUUAUACCAGGUAUUUUCCAUCUUAACUUGUGCUAAUAUGUAAUUUUGAAGAUGCUAAUUGUUAACUAAUGCCGCAUGUGCUUGUGGGAAGCCUCGAUGUCUCAGAUUUAAUUCAAUUACACAUUGCACAUUGUGUAAAACUUUGACUUUCGUGAAGCAGGGCAUGCCAUGCUUUGUGUACUUAGUUUAGGGUGAUUUGUAGCACUGUGCCUUGUUGUACGUAAUCUUCCUACUGUGAGAAGGAGCUCACGCCAGAAUAGAAAUGUAUUCUAGAGCUAAGGCACAAAAGGACCCGAGGGCCCUCGAACCUUCAACUUUAGGGGCGUAGCAUCCGCAACCAGGAUCGCCUUAUCCAUGAGCUGCGACCCAUCUAACCCUCUUCGAUUUCGUGUCGUCACGUGACCAAUGUCAGGGGAGUGUUACGAGGCACAGGUGGUAGUUACGGAGGUCUGACCUUUAUACCAAUGUCAUUUUGUGGAAACUAAAAUAAAAAAAUUGGGGGCUCCACGAGCACACUGUGUAUUAUCGUAACUACCGAUUGUUACGUCACAACAUGAAUAAUAGAUCAGACAUGUUUUUACAAACUUCACAUCACUCUAUUCAAUAUAUAAUGAUAUGAGUAACUAGUAAGGUGACUUAUAUCAAUAAAUGCAUGAAUGUGUUGGCUCUAACAAUCUUAACUGCGCUACGGGUUAAUAGGUAAACAUGCCAGGAUAGUAGUGAUGAGUCGCACGUGAGCGAGUCGUUCAAAAAGAGUGGCACAGUUGAGUGUGCUGCGAACGAACGACUCUAAAAAAAAGAGCUACCAGCUCACCAGCACAUUUUGGUGUUGCUGUUGGUAAUCGUGUUAUUAUACGUUUGAGCUAUGAGUGCAUUGUGCAAGCACAUUAGCACACUGCACAGUUCGUUCCUUGUCAUUCAGCAGAUUACACUUCGUGCAGCUACAGACGCGCACAAUUCGUACGCACACUGACAGGAACAUCGCUCAUCAGCAUUCAUUGCAUCAAUUAAAUCAAAAGAUUUUUCUUUCUUUGCUUUCAUCACACGUGCCUGACGAGUAGGUGCCUAUUUAAUACCUACAGGCCCUACAGCUAAUCCAAAUCUGCAUAAAGCAAUAAUAGCAAAACAAAGUGAGCGAGAAAAUGUAAUUAAUGUCGUUUUGUUGUUAUAAUCACCCGAAAUUUAGAUUGAUUAGCGACUUCAAUUCUUUGUAUAUGAAUCCGGUUGUUUUUAACUGUUUCGCCCGCGCAGAGGUAAAUCCCGAAGUUACUUAGAGACAUUCAUCUCCAAAUACAACUUUAGUCUAAGGUUACCGUAUCCAGGACAUUCUGGUACCUUCUUGACUGAAGAGAACCUUCUAUAAUGGUUCGGAUUCUCUUGGAAGCGCUCGACAGCUUUCGGAAAAGAGGGGGCGUUUGCUAUAUAAGCAAACGAAUUGCGUUUCAGUUCAGUUCCAACUUCGAUGCGCUUGACCUGUUAUAAAUGGUACCAGCAUGUAAGAAGGCUACAGCAGGAUAUACGCAGAUCAUUUAGAGUCUGCAGGAGGGGCCAACUGACGACGUGGCGCACUAAUUGGUGCAAUUAAUAGAAAAUGAAUAGUGGAGAUGCGUGAUCUUCCGUCUUCUUACGUGCCGUGAUCAAGUGACCGUACGCACCGAUAUACUCGUAGACGGAAAAUCGAACGCAUCAAACUUUGUUGGUCCACCAAGAAUAUGGUCGCCAUACGAAAAUUAGCCUCAACGCGCUGCAUUACCCUUGAUCAGUCAACCUCUUCCAUUGUUCAAGCUAGCUUUGUUAAACUACCCUGUACAUUCUUUUCUUCCUUAAGUUUGGCAACCCUGCCGUUACCUAGCAACCUUAUUUUUUACUCGUAUCUAGCAACCAAACAUCUGAAUUUUGAAAGAUGGACGAAAUUCCCGAUAUUCCAGUUGCGAUCAACAACGAGCUGGAAAGACGCAUAGCGGACGUCUUCGAGGCGUUCGAUCACAGCGGCAAUAAAACGAUCGACAUCAGAGAAGUGGGGACGGUGGUGCGCGCCCUCGGCUGCUGCCCGUCCGAGGCGGAAAUUCAGGAGAUCCUGCUGGCGAUCGAAGAUCCGACGAUGCCCGGCUGCAUUCACCUCUCGAAGUUUCUGCCUCACGUCGCGCAAAUGAUUACGGAACACAGGUACGAGCCGGCCUCCCCCGCGAAACUUCUCGAGGCGUUUCAAGUGCUCGACCCCGAAAACAAGGGGAGCAUCACCAGGGAUUACAUCUCGAUUCUGAUGACGCAGGACGGCGAGCCGUUCUCGCAGGAGGAGCUCGACGAGAUGCUGGAGAUCGCCAUCGAUCCGCAAACGAACACGGUACCCUACGAGUAUUACUUAAACAAGCUCAUGGUCGACUAGUACUUACGAUGUGCAUCAGACCGUCUUGCACCGAGUGAUCCCUGGAGAACACCAGACUGCUUUUCAGUCCUUGGACGGCGACCGGACUAUUUUUCGCAAUCGUCUCGGCCACCUCCAUAACGGAACUCAUCAUGCUGCACGUAAACGUAACGGAAUUAUUACGCGCUAUUCAGCAAUAAAUAUGCAGAUCAAGCAGGUACAGUUUAGAUAAGGACCCAAUACUAUUCCCGUUUAUUUGAAAUUUAAAAAAACCUUGAAUUGCGAUUCUGCCUCGCUCUCGCCCCGCCCAGGGUCACUAUCAGAUCUUUAUAUUAAACCUUGAACCAGAGAGACCUUGAUCGCCCUAAUUUGAUUGAGAAAACAGUUAAAUGCUGUGGUAGAGAAAAAGACACUUGGCGCCAUUAUUAAUGCGCACGUGUUAAAAGAAAUGGAUUGCGCAUGCGCACAGCCAACUUUCGUAUUUGUGAAUUGCGCAUGCGCAGCACAGAACAUUUUUUCGAAGGUCAUCACCGGUAUGCGUAUAACCAAAGUUAACCCCUCCUUAAAAAGUUAGCAACGAUACGACAAAAAUAACGUGCACACAGUCUGUAUCGGUAAUCAAAUAUCAAUGUUUGACGCCCCAAAAAGGUCACUUAGAGACCUUAAAUCUGCGACAAACUUUCACACUCACUAAAAUCUCGUAUUUUAACGUGGAUUUUGGCAAAAAACAGAAUUAGUACAUUUUUGACGAAAUUUAUCUAAAAAAUUAUGAUGUAAUGCACUUACUUUACUUAAGGGAUAGUUCUGUUUCUUUAGGAAUAUCACCUAUACAGAUUGACAAAAUUGACAUCUAAGCCAGAGAAAGAUCAAUUAGAGACGUCUAAUCUCUGUCAAACAUCUGCACUCACUAAUUUUUAAUUUGGUCUUCAUAACACAUACGCUCGGCUCCUGCGGCUUCACCGCCUCACCUCGCUCCGAUUGAAUAUCUGUAAGAUCGUCGAUAACAGGUACUCUUUUAUUGUUCCUAAUCUAAAAACAAUAACAAGAAAGUCGUCUAUUGUGCAUGCGCAGUACCAUUUGCCCCCUUUCAUUUUGUUUACUUUUAUUAGGGGACCUACCACAAAAAUUUAGUUAAAAUUGCUCCAAAAAUAAGAAAGUUACGUUUUACGCAAGCGCAGUACGAUUUAUUGCGCAUGCUUUUAUUAGAGGGAGAUACCGUAGGUGUAGAUACCGUAGGUGUACGAGGAGGGAUCAUAAGAAAAAAGUUUCAAUUAUGAUUUAUUGAUAUUUGAGCUAGCAACAAUAUCAAAAAUGUGCAAAAAAUAAUGGAAGCCAACUGAUCUAGGCGUUUUACGUUUAACUUCAAACAAGUAACAAGGUGUUCGCCCUAAGACGAGUAACUUUAGCGCAUUGUCCAUGCAUUGAUCAGUACUUUCCAAAAGGCCAUAAGCAUGUACGCUGUAUUUUUCUUUACUAGAAGCAUCUAUGGUUAAAAUUUCAAAGAAAUAUCUUCAUAAAUGAGGAAGUUAGCAUGGCGCAUGCGCACAUCUGAUUUUACAAUAUGCGAUAUGUUUGCCUUUACUAGAAGCAUCUGUGGUUAAAAUUCAAAAAAUACUCAAUAAAGUUGACAUUCCGCAGACUACGCAUGCGCACAUGAAUCGUCAAGCUUUUUUUUGCUCAGGUGCCAGAGCUAUAAGCUACCAAAUUCAAACGGAACGAUGUAAAUGUAUUGGCCAGUGUAGGAGUAAUUAACUCCUCGGCCGACCGGUCAGAGAAAGUGCCUGCAAUAGCUCGCCCAACUUCGUUGGAAAAUGGGUUGAAAAUGUGUAGGAAUGCGUCCGAAAUUUUAAGACAAAUGAUUCAGAUAUGUAUAAGUAUUGAAAAUGUGUAGAAAAUUGAAAUUGCAGAAACUGCUAAAUUUUUCUUUAAUUUUGUGUAAAAAAUUCUGUAAGAUAUUACAAAAAUGUUUCAAAAAUCUUUGAAAAAUGCUUCGGGAAUUUUGGAACCGUUUCAUAAACAUGGGAAAUAUGUGCGAAAUUAUAUGAAUGUUGCAAAUCUUGGGGAAAUGUUAAAACCAUUUUUAAAGAAUUGUAGACAGUCGGAAAAAUCGCAAAAAAAUCAUAGAAAUGUUGGAAAAAUAAAGAAACAUUUUUCAAAAAAUUUUGGAAUGUAAAAAAAUUAAGAAAUAUUGAUGAUGGAAAUAUAAAGGUCUCGAGGAAAUUUUGGUAGUGUUUCAAAAAUGUGUAGUACAUUCUGGAAAUGUCGCAAAAAUGUGUCGACAUUGUGGAACUGCUUCCCAAAUUAUGCAAAAUUUGCAAAAAAUAAUAAAAAUGUGUUCCUGUUGCCCUUGAGAUUGAAAAAGUUAUCCUUAAAUGUUAUCCUCUGCAAAAAGUUCCUCCAAAACGUUACUCGCACAUUCUCGUUGGGUUCAAAAUGAAGGCUCCAGAGGGCAUUUCGAAAAAGGUUUUUCGUAUUUUUCAUUUUUGUUCUGCAUUUUUCUCAAAGAUCACACUUUGUAACGAAAAUUGUGAAAUACAAAAAUGUUGCUUCUUUAUGAACCCUACAAAAGAAGGCAGACAGAAAUAUCAACAGGGCAGAGAUAAACAACUGUCUCUUCGCUCUUCUCUUGUAGUGACCUUGGAAAGUAGGUUAGCGUAAAGUAUGGUUAAUGAACUGCUCCAUUUUUUUUAGUUUCAUCUUUUUCUCCUACAACGUCAACGUAAAGCGCAAUGAUCUAUCGGCUUUAAAGGUCAAUAACCCCAUUUUUGUGGCAACAUUUCAUUUUCAAGGUCAUCUAUGGUGUAUGUCCUACUUUCUGUGGUGUUUUUUUUUAAUUUUUAAGUAAUUUUUAAGUAAUUCAUCGCGUCCAUGUUUGUGUUCCUGUUCGCGUUUACGUUUGGGUUCGCGUUUACGUGUGGAUUGGCGUCCACGUUUGGAUUCGCUUUCGCGCUUGGUUUGUUUGUUGACCUUGAAGAUGAAAUAUAUCACAAAAAAUGAAUUCCUUAGUGUUACCAAAAAUAUAAACCUGAACCCAUACGUAAACGCGAACCCUAAACGUGGACGCGGUGAAUUACUUAAUAAUAAAAAAUGAGGACAUUGUCUGUGAUGACCUUGAAAAUGAGGUCCUUGACUUUUAGGGGCGAUCACCUGAGCUUUGCCGAGACAGAAAGAGAGCGAGAGGCACACGGUUUUAUAAAUAGAUCAAGAUCUGUGUAGCAAAACAUCAUAGAGCCAAUUUUCAGUAUUAGACACGUACUCUACAGCUAUUUCUGUGUCUGACAGGCGCUUGAGAACUCUAAAAGAUUUGUAAAGGCUAUAGGGGGCCCCAAAGAAAUCAGAUAGACACUGGUUUAAAUGCCCUUAAACCUACUGAAGACUGUUACAUUCUCUGAAAGUUUCUAAAAGAUGCAUGGAGGAGAUUGGAGACAGUUGAAACCCCUAAAUACCCGUGAAAACUCAUGAGACCUGGUAAAGGCUAAUUUUUAAAAACUUCAAAAACAGUGGCUCUUGCAAACUAUUUGCUACUCUUACAGACUCUUUAAGACUCAUGAAACAUUUUAAAGACUCUUAGAUGCUUGAAACAUUGAACGCCUUGUAGAGAUACUAAAUAGCAGGCACCGGAGACUCUUUGAGGCUAUAAGCGACUCGUAAUAGCUCUCAGAGACUUUGCAAUGCUCUUCACGGUUUGGCCUUCAAACACUAACACCUCUGAAAUGCCUCGGGUAGGUUUUGAAAAUUGUUGGCAGAUUUUUAAAGGCUCCAUUUCUGAAGUUUAGGUUCUUAAACUCCCCUUAGGACUCUCAAAGGCUCACAAAAACUUUUAAAGGCCCAUCUAUCAAAGAAAAGAGAAAAUCUCAAGGACUUCCUGAAACUGUUUGAAGAGUCUUAAAGGCUCAUGACAAAUCUCUUAAAGCUUAGUAAGGAUUUUUCAAGUCUCUUAAGCCUUUCAAAAACCCAUUAAAGGUUCCCUAACCGUCUAGAAGACCCAUGGACACUUUAAAACCUUGGGAGACUGUUGGGUUUGUGAAGACUUGAAACCUUUAAAGGUACUUAGAAACUAGUUACGAACCUUUAAGGGCAGAGCCUUUAAAGAUAUUUAUUUUUGAGAGUGUUUAAGAAUUCCCUUUAGAUAAUAGACUUAGAAUUUAAUGGUCUUAGAGUGAUUGAAGGCCAAACCUUCGAGACCUUAAAAGGUUCAACACUAUUUGGGUAGGAUUCAAAAUAAGCGUUUUGUAAAAGUUUGCGGUUUUUUAAAAGAAAUUUUCAUUUUUCUCGAAUACAGAAAACGUAGCGAAAAAUGUCAAUCGAAAAAGACGAGCUCCACAAAAGGAGUUCAAAAUAAAGGCACCAGAGGGCGUUUGUAAAUCUAUAUUUUAAAAUAAAAAAUUAUCCAAGGACAGUUCUUAACUGUGCCGCCAUACUUCUCGCCAUUAUAUUUUGGGAAUGAUGCUGUGGUUCAUAGUUCACAGUACUUAAGAUACAGUCAUCUGAUCUGCAUUAUAUCUCCGGUUGCGAUUGUAUUAUAUUUCAGAGGCGAGGUAGAAUUGCAAAUUUUGUGAGUUAAAGAUUCAAUCCUUAAGGUCUCAAUUUCAAGUAAAAAUUCUGCAAACUGGAUUUGAAAUUCAUGCUUAAAGCUUAAAAACUAAAGCUGGCUUUGACAUUUAUUGCUGAAGAGUUGUUGCUAGCUUCACACCAGUCGAACUCACCUGUCCUUAUCAUCAAAAACUUUCGACACCAAACCAAUCCUCUGCGCCUCAUCCGCAUACACCUUCCGACCGGUAUAGCAAAUUUCACGUACCGUUCCUUCUGCCCCCACAACCUUCGGUAACCUCUGAACGGCACCGACAUCGCACGUCAUUCCCAGCAACACCUAAACAGUUCUUGUAUUUAAUUUUCGAAUAAACAUUCGCAUAGUA